GAAUCAUAACAAGUUCAUAAGCCAUUCAACAAAACAUAUUUGAGGUUGUUGGAGGAUAGGAUACGAUGUCGAUGGAGAAGGAAGCUUCAAGCUCCACACCUAAUCGCAAAUUAUCGUGCACUGCUCACUUCGAUGCUCUUUGGUUCUGCUACUGUAAUAAUACCCACUUCCCUAAAACCUAAAAAGCCCAUGUCUUUUCCAAUUGGGUCAUCCCAGUAACCAUAAAGUUUGUGCCUUUAUUGUGUGCAGCCCCGGUUCACCAAAUGCAGCAGUAUUACAGGCUUGGUGUUCUUGACAAUUGUUCCGAAAAAUGGAAAGCCAUGGUUGAUUGCUUAACGCUCAAGACCAAACCUGCAUCUCAUGUCCAGGAAGUUCUGGAAGCUCAAGAGAAAGCAAAGUUGAAAUCACACAUCUGGACUUUUCGGACACCAGAAGAAGCUUCUUAUCACUGGAAAAAACUUUAUGGUCAUUUAGACAAGCCUGAAUAGUGAAAAUCAAAUUGUGCAAAUUAAUAUUAUGUACUGCCUUCUGAUUUUGCCAAAAAUUAUGAUUAGAAAGGAAGAGACUAUUAGAGAGCAAAGAGUGUUCAUAUCAAAUUGAAGAUUCCAGAUAAUGAGAUUUUUAUUCUCUGUUUUUGUGCAGUCAUCGCUUUGAAGAUUGCAUCCAGAUGACUUGGCGUAUUGAGUUUCUAAUAAUAUUUUAAAAUUGUAUUGACUUUGUUUUCA
Cajanus cajan (pigeon pea) is the source of this 725-nucleotide messenger RNA. RefSeq lists its product as uncharacterized. Lineage: Eukaryota; Viridiplantae; Streptophyta; Magnoliopsida; Fabales; Fabaceae. The record is from RefSeq and is a predicted model, not a curated record.